CCUCCUUACGAGGCACGCUCUUCUCUCCCCUCCCUCACCUGUUUAGCAAGUCGGCUUAGCUUGCUAGCUAGACUGAGUCUCUAACCAAAAAAAGAGAGAGUUAUUAUUAUGAAUUGAUUGAUUUCUAUAUUAUAUUUGAUAUCUGUUUCUUUAUAGCCCGAAUAACCAGACAGCUUACAAAAUGAACAUAAGAAACGCGAGGCCGGAAGACCUGAUGAACAUGCAGCACUGUAACCUGCUGUGUCUCCCAGAAAACUACCAGAUGAAGUAUUAUUUCUAUCACGGGUUGUCCUGGCCUCAGUUGUCAUACAUCGCGGAGGACGAAAAUGGAAAGAUUGUGGGAUAUGUGCUCGCAAAGAUGGAAGAGGACCCAGAUGAUGUACCUCAUGGACACAUCACAUCUCUGGCUGUGAAGCGCUCCCACAGACGUCUUGGCCUUGCUCAGAAGCUGAUGGACCAGGCCAGUCGGGCCAUGAUAGAAAACUUUAAUGCUAAAUAUGUCUCGCUUCAUGUUCGUAAAAGCAACCGAGCAGCCCUUCACCUGUACUCAAACACACUCAAAUUCCAGAUUAGUGAGGUAGAGCCUAAAUACUAUGCAGACGGGGAGGAUGCCUACGCUAUGAAGAGAGACCUUGCGCACAUGGCUGAUGAGGUCCCACAGCUUAGGAAGCCCGGCAUUCGUGUUUCGGGUCAGGAGGCCCCAUCCAACCAGAGCCCGUCAGGAUCUGGUGACCAGGAGAGAGAGAGCGAGAGAGACAGCGGAGGAGAGAGCAAAGAGCUGAGCGAAGUCAGCGAGGCAACAGAAAGCACAGACGUUAAAGAUUCUUCAUCUGAUUCACAAUGACCCGGCAGUCGUAGACAUUUUUAAUUUCAUCCCUCAUUUCCACUUUUUAUCUGUAUUUGACAAAAUUUCUGCCUUUCCAAACCUUACUACCUGUACAUCACAGCACCCACUUCCAUUAUUAUUUUUUCUUCAGUCUGUUUUUCACUGCAGCGUGGAUCCAAAGUGCUUGGAUGAGGACAUGAUCUGGAUAUUAUCUAAAAGGAACUGAAAUGCAUAACUAGUCUGAAUGUUUUUAUUGGAUUGCUGUUGUGGCCUAAAAUAUUCAGUGAGAUUUUCAGAAUUGAAAACAACAGUUUUCAUGUUCUCAAUCUGGUCUCUUCACAAUUUAACACAAUUAAUGCAAAUAAAUCUUUCAAAUAAU
Messenger RNA from Labrus mixtus (cuckoo wrasse), 1205 nucleotides. It is a transcript of the gene naa10, whose product is annotated as N-alpha-acetyltransferase 10, NatA catalytic subuni. Gene Ontology annotation, biological process: N-terminal peptidyl-glutamic acid acetylation. Gene Ontology annotation, molecular function: protein N-terminal-serine acetyltransferase activity; protein-N-terminal-glutamate acetyltransferase activity. Gene Ontology annotation, cellular component: NatA complex. Bases 182 to 844 code for a protein of 220 amino acids. The transcript has 8 exons. The record is from RefSeq and is a predicted model, not a curated record. Lineage: Eukaryota; Metazoa; Chordata; Actinopteri; Labriformes; Labridae.